This is a messenger RNA of Elaeis guineensis (African oil palm), 291 nucleotides long. The record is from RefSeq and is a predicted model, not a curated record. NCBI's taxonomy places the organism in Eukaryota, Viridiplantae, Streptophyta, Magnoliopsida, Arecales, Arecaceae.
AUGAUGAUCUUCGGCUCGAACCCUAUGAAUCAUAGACCAAAUUGCAUGGUGGAGGACUCUCUUGAAUUCAUGGACUUGUUGCCAUUUAUAACCAAGAGCCUGGGGCCCGAGGGGCUCAUCGAGGAGCUUUGCAAAUGGUUCCAACUGCAUAUGGACACAAAGAAGGGUGUCAUGACACUCGAGGGUUUGAGGAGGAACGUGGCAAGGCUUGGGCUCGAGAGGUUGGCAGAUGAUGAGCUCCUGAGAAUGCUAGGGGAGGGAGAUUUGGAUGGGGAUGGGACUCUAGAUUAG